GUUCCUAAUUGUAUGACGUCAUUUGGCAUUGUAAUGUAAACAAACUUCGUUGUUUUCAGGGAUGAGAGUUCAAUACUAGGUGUGUUUAUUUUAAAACGUCAUACAUGAUGUUUAUUCGAGGCCUCUUCACCAUUCUGGGACUUCUCAUACUCUGUGUGAACUCCCAGUGGUCAACGUGGACGACACAGAACGUCGGUUUAUGUUCCUCCUCCUGUGUGCGAACUGUGACGUCGUCAAGGCAAUGUAGAAACAGCGCAGCUUCCGGCGGAACAACCAACUGUACCGGAAGUAACACCCGCACCAUCAUAGAGAACUGCAAGUGGGAAGCGUGUAGAGAUGCUAGGUUUGUUUCUUCGUCAUCAGACCCAGUGGAUGGCGGUUGGAGUGUUUGGACGACCACCGUUGAGGGGACGUGUAACGCCAGUUGCAGUAACAAACUGGGGACCGUCACCAUCACCAGGACACGAUUCUGUAAUAAUCCCGUACCUAAAAAUGGCGGCCGGAAGUGCGUCGGAAAUUCCACUGAAAUCACUACUGAGUCUUGUGAAGCGCCCGACUGCCCAGUGGAUGGUGGGUGGUCGCCGUGGACUGUCACCGUUGGUUUGUGUUUAUCGAACUGCUACCGGUUGGAGAACGGAACACGUAACUGCACCAACCCGCCGCCACAACGAGGCGGAGUCACGUGCUCCGGGGUGUCCCGAUACGUCAUGGACCGGAAGUGUACAGGCGGAAAUUGUCCGGAGAAUUCAUCCACCAUAUACGCACGUAUAUUUUCCGUAGGAAAUCUUGUCCAAAUCGGCGGUCCGGUCUUCAUCACACUGGUGGUAGCGGGGAGUAUCCUCAGCCUCGUCUUCACAGCACUGUGCAUGAUCUUCAUCAACCACAAGCACGAACUACGUCACAUUAGGAGGAUGGAGAAAAUGAGGGAGAGAAAACGUAGAAUCAGAUUCGGAAGCCCUGAAUUAAUUCCACUGCAGCACCAAGGCAACGAGUGGCAAUUCACUGACCAAUAGAGUACGGAUAACUGGAUGGCCGCAGUUUCGUAGCCGAAGUUGAACUUUAGAUUUAAUUGCCGCUCUUUCGAAUUCGUAGAUGAACAGUUUCUAUGCCAUAUUGGAUAGUCGCAGUUUCGUACGUGAACAUUUUCUAUACCAGAUUGGAUGCCCGCAGUUUCGUACGUGAACAUUUUCUAUGCCAGAUUGGAUACCCGCAGUUUCGUACAUGAACAUUUUCUAUGCCAGAUUGGAUGGUCGCAGUUUCUUAACUGAAAUAUUCAUCCAAGCUAGAUUGGAUGGCUGGAAUUUCGUAGCUGAAUUUUUUUUUUUUUUACGCUAGAUUGGAUGGCCAAUUUCGUAGUUGAAUACUGUCUACACUAGAUUUGAUAGCCGCAAUUUCGUAGUUGAAAUUUCGGCACACCAUAUUUGAUGUCCUCAGUUUCGUAUCUGAUUAUUCUCUACCCAGAUUGGAUAAUCUCAGUUUCGUAGCUGAAAUUUGGGUACGCUAGACCGAAGUUAGCGUGUGUGUAAUUUUCCAAAAUUAAUCUGUGUUUUGAAAGCGUGCAGCUCUCCAGUUAUGGGUCAUACUAGCGGUAGUAAACGAUGCAUCUAAA
Molecule: messenger RNA, 1609 nt
Organism: Gigantopelta aegis
Lineage: Eukaryota; Metazoa; Mollusca; Gastropoda; Neomphalida; Peltospiridae
Product: coadhesin-like
Exons: 7
Coding region: 105-1013 (302 amino acids)
Source: RefSeq, a predicted model, not a curated record